AUGAGGAAUAUGUCUCUGACUAUGUAUAUAAGAAGGUGCUCAGACGAUAUUCUGGACACAACAGCUCUGAGAUCUACAAGCUCUACAGAACGUCUACAGAUUAUUUCUGUCAUUGUGAAGAAACAUCUUGAAGAAUGAGAAGCCUGAUGUCUGUGCUGUUCCUGGUGAUCUUCUGCUCUGUGCAGAUGACCAGUGCUACUGAGGCAAUUGAAGCAGCACAAGCAAAGUGCUGUGUAGAGUUCUCUAAUCUGAAGAUUCCUGUGAAACUAGUGAAAUCUUACUCCUGGACCAGCAGCAGCUGUGCCAAACGUGCUAUUAUAUUUAAAACAACUGCAGGGAGGGAGUUCUGUGUAGAUCCAGAGACCACCUGGGUGAGCCACCAUGUUGAUAAAGUGGACAAAAGAACAAAAAUUGGAACAACAGCUGCUGCUGCAUCAACAACUUCUACCACAGCACAAACUCACAAAGUCACAGUCUAACAGAAGCUAUACUGUUUCUAUUUAAAAUGUGUAUUUCAUAUUGUAUAUAUUGUUCAUAUUGUAUACCUUGUACUGUUUCCAGUGUGUAUAUAAAAUAUUUUAUUUACAGAGUAAUUUAUGUGAUUGGGUUCAGUUGUUUUAAUAAAAUAUA
Molecule: messenger RNA, 630 nt
Organism: Labeo rohita (rohu)
Lineage: Eukaryota; Metazoa; Chordata; Actinopteri; Cypriniformes; Cyprinidae
Product: monocyte chemotactic protein 1B-like
Exons: 3
Coding region: 135-479 (114 amino acids)
Biological process (GO): cellular response to interleukin-1; lymphocyte chemotaxis; positive regulation of ERK1 and ERK2 cascade
Cellular component (GO): extracellular region
Molecular function (GO): CCR chemokine receptor binding; chemokine activity
Source: RefSeq, a predicted model, not a curated record